ACACGAUCACACGCACAGAUCCAAACGACUCCCGAAGCACCCGUGUCAAACCGACUAGUCCAAUGGCGGCGACGGCGGCGGCUGCUCCGCCCUUCGCCGUCGGCGACCCCGACUCGCCGCUCCCCACCGCCGCGCUGCUCCCCCGCUCCAACUCCGGCGCCGUCCCCGCGCCCCGGCGGUCCUCGGUCUCCUCCCUCCUCCACCUCCUCCUCACCGCCGCGCUCGCCGUCGCGACCUCCUACCUCCUCCUCCUCCGCGCGCCCCUCUCCGCAGCGCCCUCGGCCGCGGUCGCGGUGGCCACCGUCCGGCCGCUGGUCAAGCUCGAGAAGCCGGUGGUUAUUCUAAUCUCUUCCGACGGGUUCCGCUUCGGGUACCAGCACAAGGCCCCGACCCCGCACAUCCGCCGCCUCAUCGACAAUGGCACCUCCGCCGCCACGGGCCUCAUCCCGGUCUUCCCCACGCUCACCUUCCCCAACCACUACUCCAUCGCCACCGGUUUGUACCCAUCCUCUCACGGCAUCAUCAACAACUACUUCCCCGACCCCAUCUCGGGGGACUACUUCACCAUGUCCUCGCACGAACCCAAGUGGUGGCUCGGGGAGCCCCUCUGGGUCACCGCCGCCGACCAGGGUAUCCGGGCCGCCACGUACUUCUGGCCCGGCUCGGAGGUGAAGAAGGGCAGCUGGGACUGCCCGGACAAGUACUGCCAACACUACAAUGGCUCUGUGCCAUUCGAGGAGAGGGUCAAUACGAUCCUGGGUUAUUUUGAUCUCCCGUCUGACGAAAUGCCGCAGUUCCUGACGCUCUACUUUGAAGAUCCUGAUCACCAGGGGCAUCAGGUCGGUCCUGAUGACCCGGCCAUCACGGAGGCGGUGGAGCGGAUUGAUGAGAUGAUUGGGAAGCUUAUUGCUGGUCUGGAAGCAAGGGGAGUGUUUGAUGAUGUGAACAUUAUAUUGGUUGGUGACCAUGGGAUGGUUGGGACUUGUGACAAGAAGCUGGUGAUUCUCGAGGAUUUGGCUCCAUGGAUUGAGUUGAAGGAAGACUGGGUUUUGUCAAUGACUCCGUUGCUAGCCAUCAGGCCGCCAGAUGACAUGUCGCUGCCAGACGUUGUGGCCAAGAUGAAUGAAGGGCUAGGAUCUGGUAAGGUGGACAAUGGUGCAUAUCUGAAAAUGUACCUAAAAGAGGAUUUGCCCGAUCGACUUCAUUACUCAGAUAAUUAUAGAAUCCCACCGAUAAUCGGGUUGGUAGGCGAAGGGUAUAAAGUGGAGAUGAAACGAUCGAAGAAAAAUGAGUGUGGAGGAGCACAUGGUUAUGACAAUGCUUUCUUCUCGAUGAGAACAAUAUUUUUUGCGCAUGGUCCUCGUUUUGAGGAGGGUAGAGUCGUGCCAUCCUUUGAGAACGUGGAGAUAUACAAUGUUAUUGCCUCCAUUCUCAAUAUGGAGCCAGCUCCAAACAAUGGUUCAGCUUCUUUUCCUGACAUGAUUCUUUUACCGAGCGAAUGAUCAUGGAUGCAUGUGACUGCUAUGGUUUUGAAUGAGAAAGGUCAUGCUGAUUGCUGAUGGUAUUUUCCUUUUGCUGUAGUUGGACUUGUACUCUUAUCUUCUUAGACUUGUUUCACUAGUGGCUAUUCACUGCUUGAAUGCAAAUGCUGCUAGUAGAGAGUAUCUUUGUCCUUAUGGGCAACAUUUGCUGUUGUUAUCAUGUCUUAUCCUUAGCAGUUUUCUUAUGCUAAAUUUGUCUUGCAAGUUAAAUUAAGCUCACAUUUCUGCUUAA
Molecule: messenger RNA, 1773 nt
Organism: Oryza brachyantha (malo sina)
Lineage: Eukaryota; Viridiplantae; Streptophyta; Magnoliopsida; Poales; Poaceae
Product: ectonucleotide pyrophosphatase/phosphodiesterase family member 3-like
Exons: 1
Coding region: 63-1502 (479 amino acids)
Cellular component (GO): vacuole
Source: RefSeq, a predicted model, not a curated record